GAUACUGCGUUAUUUUGUCGCAGACAAAUUAUACACCAUGUUCACACUCGCUUGAACGUGUCGGUGUCGUAUCAGUCAAUCGGUAAUGGGAAAGGGGAUGGAUGUCGGAGGUCAUUAUCUCAAAUUGUAUUUUUGUUGUAUAAAUCAAGCACAGUCGGACGAUGGACAGGGAGACGAUGGACAGGGAGGCGAUGGACAGGGAGACGAUGGACAGGGAGGCGAUGGACAGGGAGACGAUGCUUAAUGAAUACUUUGUUAAAACAGAAAGCCGAGAUAAAAAGACAAACUUCUACGACUCGUGGAGCAAGCAGUAUGAACAGGACAUGCAAUCUCUAGAUUAUCUGGGUCCAGCCUUCGUUGGCAGUGUACUGGCUAAAUUAUACCCCGGAGCUAAGGAGGACGUGCGUAUUCUCGAUGUUGCUGCUGGCACUGGAUUAGUUGGUGAACAGCUAGCCAAACAGGGAUUCAUCAGAGUAGAUGCCUUAGAUCCAUCGGAAGGAAUGCUAAUAGAAGCUAAAUCAAAGAAUGUCUACCAAGCUCUGAUAUGUUCAUACUUUGAUGAGAAAGAACUGGACAUCGCACCAGAUACCUAUGAUGCCGUUGUCAUUUGUGGGGCCUGUAACAACAGUCAUUUGCCUUGUGAAUGCUUGUGGGAAGUCAUUCGUCUCGUUAAGCCAGGGGGUUACUUUGUGAUGGCCACACGCCCAUCUCUUCUGGAAUCGGUUGAGGAGUACAAAGGGCACUUUGAACCGUUGAUGGACGAGAUCGAAAAAGAGGGGAAAUGGAAAAAGAUCAGCAGGGAGAUUGUUUCUGAUUAUCAUAAAGGAAAAGAAGGGAUUGUGUUUGUAUAUCAAAUGAAGUAACGAGAGUAGUGCUGAAAAUGGACAGUUGGGGGAAAAUUGAUCAUAUACUGUUUUACAUUAGUAAUUGUAUUCCAAAAUAAAUAUGUGUUUUCUCAUAUGAAUUUGACUUGGGUUGAUAAUAAAUUUGCAUUCGUAAAAUUUACUGGUUUUCACGAUACGAUCACACACCGUUUCGUAUGAUUGACGAGUGACAUAGUCACCAGCUACUACAAGGAGAAUCUGCCUUAAAAUGACUCUUCAAUGGACGAUCCGGUAAAC
Pecten maximus is the source of this 1121-nucleotide messenger RNA. RefSeq names its product methyltransferase-like protein 27. NCBI's taxonomy places the organism in Eukaryota, Metazoa, Mollusca, Bivalvia, Pectinida, Pectinidae. Bases 162 to 863 code for a protein of 233 amino acids. The transcript has 5 exons. The record is from RefSeq and is a predicted model, not a curated record. Gene Ontology annotation, molecular function: S-adenosylmethionine-dependent methyltransferase activity.